AUGGCCGACCUUAAAACAUGGGCAGCUCCUCGACUCUCUGAGCUUCUUCCGCUAGAUCCAGAGUCUCUUUCUCAGGUUAUCGACUACGCCGUCAGCCUCUCCAGGGAAGCAUGUGCAGAUCACCUCAAAAAUCUCCUUGGCGAUUCACCAGCGGCCUUGGAAUUUAUCUCUUCGUUUAAUUCACGACGAGAACCUCAGCGCCCACCCCCGAACACCUCACAAAGCCGAGAUGCAACGAGGUCAGGCGGAGGAGCCAAGAAGGGCAAAAAGAAGGCUCCGCUACACAGCGCCGGCCCACCACGGCGACCCGAUAACUACGGCGAUGUAGGAGGUGGCUACAAAAAAGCCGAGGAGGAAGACUAUAUGUCCUCUCGCAAACCAAAUGCUUCAAAUCUUGCAGCAUCUCAGCCUGGUUCCUCGUUCUCGUCGCGCAUUCCGUCACGCAAUCCCUCGCCCUUACCCGCCUCGACCCCGAAGCCACCGCCAUCCGCAAGCGGCCCCACGAUCUCCGACAUGUUACCAAACGUGCGGUCAAAGACGAGCAAGUCAACCCGACAGGGUACCGGGGCAGGAUCAUCUUCCAAGGGUGGCGCGUCUCUCACAACCAACGAUAUCUCUGAUCUCACCGCGGCGAUUGCCGCGUUGGAGGUAUCAACAAAUCCGAGUUUGGGAGAGAGGCGCAAAUGCACUUGUUAUGGGGCCCUGCAUCCCGUGUUUGAGGCGGCCCCCAAUUGUCUCAACUGCGGAAAAAUUAUCUGCUCACUUGAGGGCUUACAACCAUGCUCAUUCUGCGGCACACCACUCCUCUCUGCCGAAGAAGUUCAAGGUAUGAUCCGGGAACUAAGGGCGGAGCGAGGACAAGAGAAGAUGCGCGUUCACAAUGAAGGCGUUCAUCAUGAAGGGGGACCUAGACCUACCCCGGGAUCCGAACCCACCAAGCUGGACGCCGCAAGAGCACACCGAGACAAGCUACUUCAAUUCCAGGCCCAGAACGCCCGUCGGACCAAGGUUGUCGAUGAAACAGCUGACUUCGAGACACCGAAUAUCGCAUCAACCUUGUGGAUGACGCCCACACAACGAGCACUGGCGCUCAAGAAGCAGCAGCGUAUUCAACGUGAGAUGGAUGAGAAAGCUCGUCCUGAGUGGGAGAAGAAAAAGACUGUGAUGAGCCUUGAUAUUAAGGGUGGCAAGGUUCGCCGAGUCUAUCAUUCCGCGCCGGCAGAACCAACCCCAGAAACCAGUGAGCCUGACACUGUUGAUGAAGGAGGUGCAGAGGACCGCCCGCGAGGGGAACAUUCUUUCAGCCGCAACCCUCUCCUCGCGGCUGGCGGUCUUAUGCGACCUGUCUGGCGUGCCCCAGAGGGCAAGAAAGUGGAAGAAAAUGCGCAAACCGAAAAGAAACAGACCUGGAGACGUGUGCAAGAUGAUAACGAUGACAACGAGCAGUGGAUUCUAGACGGAGGACUACACGGACAUACCACUUCAACAUAA
Messenger RNA from Penicillium paradoxum, 1491 nucleotides. Its product is annotated as C2HC5-type zinc finger protein. Bases 1 to 1491 code for a protein of 496 amino acids. Gene Ontology annotation, cellular component: nucleus. Lineage: Eukaryota; Fungi; Ascomycota; Eurotiomycetes; Eurotiales; Aspergillaceae. The transcript has a single exon. Gene Ontology annotation, molecular function: zinc ion binding. The record is from RefSeq and is a predicted model, not a curated record. Gene Ontology annotation, biological process: regulation of DNA-templated transcription.